This is a messenger RNA of Salpingoeca rosetta, 955 nucleotides long. RefSeq lists its product as uncharacterized. The record is from RefSeq and is a predicted model, not a curated record. Bases 1 to 939 code for a protein of 312 amino acids. The transcript is spliced from 2 exons. NCBI's taxonomy places the organism in Eukaryota, Choanoflagellata, Craspedida, Salpingoecidae.
AUGAGCCCAGCACCAUAUGUGGACUGUCACCAGCUGUUGAUCAUCGUCGAUGCUCCUUGCAGGGAAGCCGCUGAGAGGACGUUGACCGAUGAGAGCAUCGAUUGCCCGCACAUCGAGACGCUCGCCAACGGUGCCGUUCGCCUUGAGUUCAUUUCGGCGCACACGGCCCUGAUGGCGUAUGACGCUUUCCGUCGAUAUCACGUGCGCUCCCAUGCGUCGCCGCGGCUCCAGAGCUUUGUGAGCCAGCGCGGUGCUGCUGAGCACGACCAGCGCUCGCCCCGCGACGAGUUCCAACUCCUGGACCCAUACCACGGGUUCAUUGUCCUGGUGGACGUGCCGCCCAAAGGACUUGAGAAGUUCACAGACACCGUCAACGCCCUCAACGGCAUGGUGCUCGGACGUGGCUCUGAUGGGCUCAUGUACGUGGCGUUUGCCACCCGCGAUGCGGCCGACGCUGUCAUGCAAGACCUCAACGCCGCACAGCCAAUCAACGGACACCACUUUGAGGCAGAACCUUACAUGGAAAGGGGUUGCUUCAGCCGCAUCGAGGAUGGCAUCACGGACGAGGAAGAGCAGCGCUGGCCUCAGUCAUCACCGGCCCAACAGGCACGGGAGACUCAAGGCAUCCAGCAAGAAGCAGACACGCACGAGGGCACCGCGCCACACGCGCCAACGCAGCUUCCCCCGACGCUUCAACCCAACGCUGUGCCUGCACCGGCCCAACGCACGCGUAGCGGAGGCCCUCCGAUCACUGGCGCUGGCAAGCCUCAACACCACCAACAAGAGCAGCAACAACACCAGCAGCUGCAGCAGCUGCAGCCGCACCAGCUACUGCAGCCACAGCCGCAAGGGCGCCGAGAUGGUGGCCCUGAGCAACAAGGCCUACCCCCACAGUCGCAGGUUUGGGGACAGGCCGCCCACGGCGGAGGCAAGCAGUAAUGGAAUGACGAAGACG